AACUGGUGACCCCGGGGCUAAAUCCAGCCCGGAAUUGACACCCUAGCGGCUCCUGAGUUCAGUGCAAAACUUUGGAAACAACCAUUUUUGAUGUAAAAACCCUUUGGUGCUCCUUUUGUAAAGAGAAGUGCAAGCCAGUGUAAACACAUUGGCAAAUCCCUACCUUGUUAUUUUAACCUUGCUAGAAAACAACACUGGGGUCCAAACCUCUGAUUUACAACUGAGGCGUUCCUGAAGGCACCCCUUUAAGUCUUCUCAUUUUGGCAGAUAUAAUUUUUUUCAGAAUAUGGUUUUUGUAACUAAGUGUUGCUGUUGCUUGUUUACUGCAGAUACAGGCAGUAGUCAUUUGUUCAAAUUAUUUAGUUGUGCAUACACCGCUGGCAAAAAAAAAAUGAAAUCACCAGACUUGGAGUAGGUUUAUUCAGUUCUUUAAUUUUGUGGGGGAAAAAAGCAGCCAACAGACAGGGCACACACCUAUAGUCAUUUCAAAUGGAAAAAAACACUAAAAUAAUAAAAAAUAAAUCCAAAUAUAAAUUGAGGUAGGAACACAUCCAUUCUUGGAUCAAGCAGAGUAACACAAAUAUGGAAUCACUCAAAUCUGAGGAAGCAAUUAUGGAAUCACCCUGUAAAUGUUCAUUUCCAAAGAUAAUGCAUGCGUCAGUUUAAAUCUGCAGUUAAAAAAUCAGUUCAACCCUUGUAGAGCUAUUGCACUAGGUGGAUUGACAUGAAUAAUCGCUCCAACACGAAAGACUUCAAUUGAGACAAAGGAGACGAUAAUCAAACUUUUUAAGAAGGUAAAACACGCAAUGAUGCGUAGGAUUUUGAUUGUUCACAGUCAGCUGUGUCUGAAGUCUGGACAAAGUGCAAACGACAAAGGAAUGUUGUAAAAGAUAAGCAUACUGGUAGACCAAGGAAAACAUCUAUGUGUCAAGACAGAAAAUUUAGAGCAAUAUGUCCUAAAAGCAACAAAAUGCACAGCUAAACCAAUGAAGAACAAAUAGGCUGAACUGGAGUUACAUUCUGUGACCCAACUGUAAGAAAAGUUCCAAUGGGCUAAGAAAAAGUAAUCGGGGACUAAAAUGAUUGGAUACAAGUAAUUCAGUGAGGAACCCCAAAUCUACACUUGACAAGGUGUUGAUGCUGGAAUUUUUGUUGAUGUUCCAUUAAAUAUUAUAAAGAUGACUGCCUGAAGAAAACAAGCACAUUUUCAGUAAUUGAUGAUAUGGGGCUGCAUAUCAGGUAAUGGCACUGGGGAGAUGGCUAUCAUAAAAUAUUUAAUAAAUGUUUACAUUUACUUUUUGGACAUUUUUCUUAUUCUAUCAACCGAAAAGAUGAUGGGGGAUGAUGGCAUACUUUUUUCCAAGUUGAUAAUGCGUCUUGCCAUAGAGCAAAAACUGUAAUAACUUUUUCCUUGAAGAAAGACGCAUAAGGUCAAUGUCAUGGCCUGCAAAUAGUCCGGAUCUCAUUCCAAUUGAAAAUUUAAGAAAAUGGUCCAUGACCAGAUCCCAACCUGCAAAGCUGAUCUGACAACAGCAAUCAGAUAAAGUUGGAACAAUCUUAUUAGGAGUACUGUUUAUCACUCGUUAAUAAGUCCAUGCCUCAGGGACUCUUAAGCUGUUAUAGAAGCCAGAGUUGGUGCAACAACAUACUAGUAGUCUUUUGUAGUGUUUUUUUUUUUUUUUUGCUUGUUUUUCAUGUUUCCAUAAUUGUUUUUUGUCAGAUUUGAGUUUAUAUUCAAGUCACUAAAUAUAAAUGGUGGAUUUGCACCUGGGGAAAGGUUGAGUGGCAACACUAAAUUGGCCCUAGUGCGUGAAUGUGAGUGUGAAUGUUAUCUGUCUAUCUGUGUUGGCCCUGUUAUGAAGGGCCGACUUCUCCAGGGUGUACCCCGCCUUCUCCCCGAAUGCAGCUGAGAUAAGCUCCAGCACCCUCGGGACCCUGAACUUGAAAAGCGGUAGGAAAUGUAUGGAUGGAUGGAUUUUUGUUGUUGUCUUUUAGCAUAUUUCUUGAAGCCAGAAAGUUGCCAAUUGAAAUAACUAUAAUUUUGUGUCAUGUCUGUUGUGUUUUUAUACUCUACAAAUUUAAACACCUGAAUCAACAUCCUCCCAGUCUGGUGAAUCUGUUAUUUUUGGCAGGGGAGGGGUUGUAGUAAUCAUUUGGUCAUCAUUCGGGCUGUUCAACCAGUGGUCUAAGUUUAGUUAAAAAUUUUUUAGAUAAGGACUACACACUUUUCUUUUGUAAAGCAGUUCUGUACAGCAGAUAUGGGCAUCUACAUGAACGAAAUGAUUUUCCUAAGUGGCUACACAGGACAAGAAGAAAACUGAGAAACUCAUUUUUGCAGCAGAUUCCCUAAAAACACAAGAGUGCUGCCAUAAUGAUGAUUUUUGACUAUCAUUUUGCAGAAGGUCCUUAAAAACUGCAAAGUGCUCAUGUAACUGACAAAAUAAAUAUAUUACAAUCAAAUGUCUACUGUAGAGGACACUGGUACUCCAGAAUAUACAAAAAAAUGACUAAUAGUGAAGGGAGAAGUACGGCCUCCCGGUCCUUUGCAUUUGAUGUAUCGUGUAAUUUUUCCUAGUCAUUUUGACUCAGCAUCAAGAGAAUGGGAACAACUUUGUAUCUUCAAGGCCUUGUCUACUUGGGAUAAUCCACACUCUAUUCCUGGCUUCAGACCAGCUGGGAGUGUGGAUCUAAUCCAGAUCUGUUUUAUUAGAUCAGCUCUAAAAGUGAAACCCUGAAGUAGGAUGUGGAUCAAAGCUAAACUGGAAUGUAUGUGAAUUGCUCCAGACUACCCUUGUGCUGAAAACAUAACACGACAAAAAAAUGAUGUAAUCAUCACCAAAGAAACCUCCAAACAUAUCCAAAUUCAUCAUUCAAAAUAGAGACAUCUUAAUAUUUGCAUGCAUAGACGCUUUGAACAAAUGUGAUUUUUAAUGUCUGCCUGGGCUACCAGCUCACCCUGACUCUUACCACCCAUCAACCUCUCAUUAGAUGUCAACUGACCAAACAGGAUUAAAGUCAAAGCCUCUUUCUCUCGUUCCACCUGACUCAGCGUCAGUUUGUUGGUUUUCUGAACAAAUGAAGCUCGAAGACCAAGAGUGACAAUGAUCCUGCCCAGGUGGUUUCUGGGGGUGUGUUUGUGGCUGCUAAGCUUUGCAGGGGUUUGGACUGCUACCUUCAAGUUGGCUGUGAUUGGUCCCUGGUCCUGUGAUCCGAUGUUCUCCAUGGCGAUGCCAAGUGCAGCAGCCAACUUGGCACUGGCAAGGUUACGGAGUGACAGCAGUCUGAGCAGAGGUUAUUGGUAUGAUGUCAAACUACUGGAUGAGGACUGUUCCACUUCCAAAGCUUUAGCAGAACUUGGAGACAUGGAAGGUUAUGGUCACAUCUACAUUGGACCCUUUAAUCCCUCGCUUUGUCAUGCUGCCUCUUUAUUGGCUCAACACUGGGAGGUGGGGCUUGCCUCGCCCGGCUGCCUGGAUGCCGACUGGCCAAACCUCUCGCCUAUCACGCCACCAAGCAGAGUCCUGUUCAGUGUUCUCAGGUUCUUUCACUGGGCACAUGUAGGCGUCAUCUCAGCCCCGGCCGACAUUUGGAGGAGCACCGGACAAGAAGUGGCCUCUGCACUCAGAGCUCUUGGCUUACCUGUUGGUCCGGUUCUUACCAUGGAAACCAAGAACCAAGACGGACCACAGCAAGCACUCGAGGCAAUCAGACAGGCAGACAAGGUCAAAGUGGUGAUAUUGUGCAUGAGCUCUGUUCUUAUUGGCGGGGAGGAUCAGAAAAAGCUCCUUUUGGCAGCUCUGGACAUGGGGAUGGUAUCAGAUGGUUACAUCUUUAUUCCAUACGACGCCCUGCUCUAUGCUCUGCCCUACCAGGACACAGUGUUUCCCCAGCUGACCAAUAGCACCCAACUUCGCUAUGCCUACAGCUCCGUUAUGACCGUCACCAUGGCGUCUGAUCAGAAUUUCUAUCAAGCUUUUCGUCGCGCUCAAAUGAACCGAGAGAUCCGAUCUGUGGUGGCAGCGACACAGGUGUCUCCGCUAUUUGGGACCAUCUUUAACAUGGUUUACUACGUUGCCAAAGCUGUAGAGGAGCGCCGUGAGGCAGGCGGAGGAGGCUGGGUGACAGGCGAUCAAUUGGUCCAAUCAGAUGGAGGCUUUAGCUUCCAGGGAUUUAACCAGGUGUUGCAUGGCGGUAAAGAUGGCAGUGGUUUACAGGCCAGAUAUGUGGUGCUGGACUGUGAUGGUGAUCAACUGGUGCCAACACACACGCUCGCCCCAACGCACACUGCAGGCGGUUCUAUCAGCAGCCUGAAACCGCUGAGUCAUUCGUUCGUCUUCCCAGGAGGAAAACCCCAGAGUUCCAGUUCCUGUUGGUUCAAUCCUGAUGAGCCUUGCAGAGACACAGAUGGAGUGAUGGGCUUCUUUGCAUGCGUGCUGAUCUGCCUUCUGAUUGGAGCCUUAUUCUUUUGGAUCAGGAAAAACAGGACUGUGGUGAACAACACAAAACUCGUUCUGACGUUGGAUGACAUUGUCUUCAUCGACGCUCAAGUCAGCAAAAAGAAACUGAAUGACGAGUCAAUCAUGAGGAGUCUUCUUGAAAUCAAAACUCCAUUCCGCUCGAUCGCCAGAAGCUACAUACUGACCACACCCGAGAAUUCAAAUAUUGGGAUAAUAGAGGGUGACUGGGUUUGGCUUAAGAAGAUCCCAGGAGGAAAUACAACCGUCAGUCAAAACACGCAGAAGCUCUUCAGCAACUUAAGAGAAAUGCGACAUGAGAAUUUGAACCUUUACUUGGGAUUGUUUGUGGACUCGGGAAUCUUUGCUCUGGUGGUUGAGCACUGUCCUCGGGGCAGCCUGGCAGACCUUCUAUCUGAUAGCGAAAUGCGGUUGGACUGGAUGUUCAAGUCGUCCCUACUGAUGGACCUCAUCAAGGGGAUGAAGCAUCUCCAUUUACGAGGUUUAAGUCAUGGGCGACUGAAGUCCACAAACUGUCUGGUUGAUGGACGUUUUGUUCUGAAGAUCUCUGAUUACGGACUACACAUGAUCCUUCAUUCAGAGGGACUUAACAUUGUUGAGGACCCACAAGAGCUGCUGUGGACGUCUCCAGAGCUUUUGAGGUGUCCAGUCAGAGGAGGCUCUAUGGCUGGAGACGUGUUUAGUUUCUCCAUCAUUAUACAGGAAGUUAUAUCACGGACGCCACCCUAUGCCAUGAUGGACAUGCCGGCUGCUGAGAUCCUGGAGAGGUUGAAGGAGCCGCCCCCUCUUUGCCGGCCAAUCAUUCCGGUAGAUGAAGCUCCAGCCGACUGUCUCAGUCUGAUGAACGAAUGUUGGAAUGAAGAUCCCGCCAAGAGGCCGUGCUUCCAUGAAAUCUUCAAACAGUUUCGAGGCAUCAACAGAGGGAGGAAAGCAAACAUUAUUGAUUCCAUGCUGCGAAUGUUGGAGCAAUAUAGUUCAAACCUGGAAGAUCUGAUCCGCGAAAGAACUGAUGAGCUAGAGGUGGAGAGAAGCAAGACGGAGAAGCUCAUAGGACAGCUGUUGCCAAAGUCAGUGGCUCAGGCUCUGAAGAAAGGGAAGCCAGUUCGACCAGAACAUUACUCGGAUUGUACUCUUUACUUCAGCGACAUUGUUGGAUUCACAACCAUCUCAGCUCUAAGUGAACCCAUUGAGGUAGUGGACCUGCUGAAUGACCUCUAUACCAUGUUUGAUGCCAUCAUUGCUUCUCAUGACGUCUACAAGGUUGAAACGAUUGGCGAUGCUUACAUGGUGGCUUCCGGUAUUCCCAACAGGAACGGAAAUCGACACGCAGCUGAAGUGUCUAACAUGUCGCUCGAUAUCCUGCACUCCAUUGCAGCGUUCAAGAUCAAACACAUGCCGGAAAUUAAAGUGAAGAUACGAAUUGGACUUCACUCUGGUCCAGUUGUGGCAGGUGUGGUGGGUCUCACAAUGCCCAGGUACUGUCUGUUUGGAGACACUGUGACUACAGCUUCUCAUAUGGAAGCCAGCGGACUUCCCUACAGAAUCCACAUCAGUCUGAGUACGAUGAAGGUCCUGACAAGUCUCAAACUGGGUUACCACAUAGAGACCAGAAAAGCUACGGUGAAAGGUUCAGAGGACACCUACUGGCUGAUGGGACGAGACGACUUCAAUAAAGUUCUCCCUGUCCCUCCAGACCUCAAGGGCGGGGCCAGUAACCAUGGUAUCAGCCUUGAUGAAAUCCCAGUUGAAAGAAGGCAGAAGUUUCUGGACCGACAGCAGAAGACAAAGAAAUAGAUGUUGCCAAUGGACACCCACACAAGCACACUACCUCCAAGUUUAUGAUGUGAACAUUAAAACAAAAAUAAUCCAUGUAAA
Messenger RNA from Nerophis ophidion (straightnose pipefish), 6350 nucleotides. Its product is annotated as retinal guanylyl cyclase 2-like. The record is from RefSeq and is a predicted model, not a curated record. Bases 3102 to 6269 code for a protein of 1055 amino acids. Gene Ontology annotation, molecular function: peptide receptor activity; guanylate cyclase activity; protein kinase activity. Lineage: Eukaryota; Metazoa; Chordata; Actinopteri; Syngnathiformes; Syngnathidae. Gene Ontology annotation, biological process: cGMP biosynthetic process; protein phosphorylation; intracellular signal transduction. The transcript has 24 exons.